AUGGCACCCGGCCCGCGCGUGAUAUACUGGUUCCGGACCGACCUCCGGCUCCACGACUCGCCCGCCCUUGCGGCCGCGCUGGCGCUCGAGCCGGUCGCCCUGUGGCCCAUCUUCACCUGGGAUCCGCACUAUGUGUACCGCGCCCGAGGCGGCCUGAACCGGUGGCAGUUUCUAUUGGACUGCCAGAAUGACCUAUCAGAGAGCAUCACCAAGCUGAACCCAAAGUCCAAGCUCUUUGUGCUUCGCGAGGGCCCGCAGACGCUGUUCCCCAAGCUCUUCAAGGCGUGGAAGGUGACGCACCUCGUCUUUGAAAAGGACACGGACGCGUACGGCCGCGAGCGGGACGAGGUGGUCAUCAAAGCCGCCCAGGAUGCCGGGGUGGAGGUGAUCAUCAAGAGCGGGCGGACGCUAUGGGACAGCGACGCUGUGGUCGAGAAGCACGGCGGCAAGCCGACCAUGUCCAUGUCGCAGCUGCAGGCGGCCGGGGCCAAGGUCGGGCCCAUUGCGAAGCCCCUGGCCGCGCCGGAGUCGCUGCCGGAUCCGGGUGAGAUGCCGGUUGACUUUGAGCAGACGCCGCCCGAGACGAAGCCCGACUUCAACGCGGAGAACCGGACCGAGGGCGGGGACGCGGCGUACAAGAAGAUUGCGGGGCCCAAGGGGGACUUUGCGAUUGAGACGAUGGAGGAGCUUGGGUUCCCGUCGGCGACGACGCCUCACAAGGGCGGAGAGACGAGGGCGUUGGCGAUGCUCGAGGAGAUUCUGGCCGACAAAAAGUAUACAGCCACCUUCGAGAAGCCAAAGACGAGCCCCGCGGCGUUCGAGCCUCAGUCAACGACCUUUCUAUCGCCGUUUUUGCACUUCGGGGCCCUGUCGGUGCGCGAGUUCUACUGGAGGGUGCAGGACGUCGUGACAAAGUACGGCAAGGGUGCUUCCAAGGUGCCGGAGAGCUUGCUGGGCCAGCUGCUCUUCCGCGACAUGUAUUUUGCGGCACACGCCGCACUGGGCUACCAAUUCACGCAGACCGCCAAUAACCCCUACUGUCGCUUCAUCCCGUGGCAUUUACCAUCCAAGGUCGAUCACGAGACGGGCCUCGUGACGGGCGAGUACCACGUCGACUCGGCAGAGGCGGACGAGUGGUUCCGGCGGUGGAAGUACGGCGUGACAGGGUUCCCGUGGAUCGACGCCCUGAUGCGACAGCUUCGCGAGGAGGGGUGGAUUCACCACCUGGGGCGCCACUCGGUCGCCUGUUUCCUGACGAGGGGCGGUUGCUACAUUGACUGGGAGCGCGGCUGCGAAGUGUUCGAGGAGUGGCUGCUCGACCACGAGCCCGCGUGCAACGCCGGCAACUGGCAAUGGCUGAGCUGCUCGGCCUUCUUCUCGCAGUACUUUCGGUGCUACAGCCCCGUGUCGUUUGGACAAAAGUGGGACAAGCAGGGCGCCUUUGUGCGGCGAUGGGUGCCGGAGCUCAAGGACCUGGACGCCAAGUACAUUUACGAGCCGUGGAAAGCACCGCUGCCGGACCAGAAAAAGGCCGGGGUCAGAGUGACGGGUCGCGGAGAGAAACAGGAAAAGGGCGUGUACCCGAAGCCAAUGUUCGACUUCAACGAGAGGAGGACGGCGUGUCUGGCGGCGAUGAAGCAGGCGUACGGAGUCGGUCUCCACGGGAACGACGAGAAGGUGCGGGACGGCAACUGGCGCGAGCUCUUUGCGGGCCAGGACACGGAGAUGAUGGACGAGUUUGAGAGCGACGACGGCGAGCACGCUGACCACGGCGAGGACCACAAGACGGCGCGACCCAAGGGAGAUGAGGUUACACCGGCGAAACGCGCUGCCGACGAAGGUAGCGCCGAACAGCACGCCGACAAGAAGAAGAAAAAGUCGUAG
Messenger RNA from Colletotrichum paranaense, 1884 nucleotides. Its product is annotated as DNA photolyase. Gene Ontology annotation, cellular component: cytoplasm; nucleus. The transcript is spliced from 2 exons. Gene Ontology annotation, biological process: entrainment of circadian clock by photoperiod; circadian regulation of gene expression. NCBI's taxonomy places the organism in Eukaryota, Fungi, Ascomycota, Sordariomycetes, Glomerellales, Glomerellaceae. Bases 1 to 1884 code for a protein of 627 amino acids. Gene Ontology annotation, molecular function: FAD binding; DNA binding; deoxyribodipyrimidine photo-lyase activity. The record is from RefSeq and is a predicted model, not a curated record.